AUGCCUGAUCUUGAUACCGGAGAACGGCGGUGUCACCAACGCCUGGAACAGCAGUUACUGUAUUGGACUUCUUAUUGGGUUUAUCCUGAUCGUUAUUUUGCUCAUCGCGCUAGAAUGGAAGCACGGCGAAGGGGCCAUGAUUGUUCCUCGGAUCAUCAAGCGCAACUUGACAGCACAAGGCUGGAUUCGCCCGCAGCGCAAGGCCAGUCACCAUCAGAGUCGGGGAUUCGAACACUGCCUACAGUGUUGACAACCGCCCCGUCUGGUGAUUUUUCGGAACCAACACACCUUCCAAAACAGCCAUAUUCAGUUGUGCCUGUGGCUCACGCAAGAACCAUUGCUUCCGCAGAUGAGAGUCAUCAAGAUGGCAAAAAGGUGCCCCGUGCACAGGGGGAGACUAUAUGGAUUGAACCGCAGUGA
Penicillium verrucosum is the source of this 420-nucleotide messenger RNA. RefSeq lists its product as uncharacterized. Bases 1 to 420 code for a protein of 139 amino acids. NCBI's taxonomy places the organism in Eukaryota, Fungi, Ascomycota, Eurotiomycetes, Eurotiales, Aspergillaceae. The transcript is spliced from 2 exons. The record is from RefSeq and is a predicted model, not a curated record.